This is a messenger RNA of Penicillium alfredii, 675 nucleotides long. Its product is annotated as v-SNARE protein VTI1. The transcript is spliced from 3 exons. Gene Ontology annotation, cellular component: late endosome membrane; Golgi apparatus; endoplasmic reticulum membrane. The record is from RefSeq and is a predicted model, not a curated record. The coding region runs from base 1 to 675 and encodes 224 amino acids. Gene Ontology annotation, biological process: retrograde transport, endosome to Golgi; intra-Golgi vesicle-mediated transport; vesicle fusion with Golgi apparatus. Lineage: Eukaryota; Fungi; Ascomycota; Eurotiomycetes; Eurotiales; Aspergillaceae. Gene Ontology annotation, molecular function: SNARE binding; SNAP receptor activity.
AUGGCGAACCCUCUAGACACGGAUGUCGGCUCCGAGCUGUUCGGCAGCUACGAGAAUGAGCUGAAGCUGCUGCAAGCCGAUCUGAAUCAGAAGCUCGACCAGAUUUCGGAGGCAAGUGGCGAGCAGCGGAAAUCGGCGAUUCGGCUGGCGGAACAGGUGCUUGAUGAAGCGACGGAACUGCUCGACCAAAUGCGCAUGGAGAAACAAAACAUCCCCUCCGCCGCGCGGUCCAAAGUCAACAUGCGGUUUCGCAAUUACUCCACGGACCUCGACGAGGUGAAGCGCAAGCUCAAGUCGCUGUCCGAUGACCGCAAGGCGCUGUUCGGCGACCGGUACACGGAUGAACCGCAGGACGAGCACCUCGAGCAGCGUCAGCAGCUCCUUUCGGGGACGGACCGGCUAGAGCGCAGCUCGGCCCGGCUGCAGCAGAGCCAGCGGAUUGCGCUGGAGACCGAGGACACGGCGCGGAACACGUUGUCGGAUCUGGUAAUACAGCGGAACACUAUUGAGAAUAGUCGCAAUAAUCUGCAGCAAAGCGAGGGCUAUGUGGAUACCAGUAUCAAGACGUUGAGGGGCAUGGCCCGUAGGAUGGCUACGAAUCGGCUGAUCACCAUUGCCAUUAUCACUGUUUUGGUGAUUCUGAUUUUCGCCGUCAUUUUCAGCAAGUUCCAUUAG